AUGAAGUCUACCAUCUCCAUCGUUGCCGCUGCUUUCAGCAUUUUUGGCACGACGAUUGCUUCAAUCGGAGAUGGUAGCAACGGAGCUGGCACUGUAGUUGCCUCCUAUCCCCUGGGGAUGAGCAACGACGCCUACGUCUGCAACGACAAUCGCUGGAAGGUCAAGGAGAUCAAGGAGCAAGCCAAGACUGCCAGCAAGUUCCUGCCGAAAGCCGACGGCAAUGCGCCAAGCAACAAGCCGGGCGAGUACCCCAAGGAGCACAACACCACGGAUGAAACUCUCCUGCACGGCUGCACCGGCCUCAUGUACGAGUGGCCGCUCACCAAGCCUACUUUCUCUGCUGGAGGCACUGCCGGUUACGACUUCCUGCUGCUCGAAGCGGACUACACUGGAGACAAGGUCGAGAUCUGCAACGUGGUCACGACUGUCGACGGCGGCCACAACACCUGCGUUCACCACCGCUCUGAGUACUGA
Messenger RNA from Lasiodiplodia theobromae, 474 nucleotides. Its product is annotated as Ribosomal protein l28 l40 mitochondrial protein. The record is from RefSeq and is a predicted model, not a curated record. Bases 1 to 474 code for a protein of 157 amino acids. NCBI's taxonomy places the organism in Eukaryota, Fungi, Ascomycota, Dothideomycetes, Botryosphaeriales, Botryosphaeriaceae. The transcript has 4 exons.